Molecule: messenger RNA, 2259 nt
Organism: Cottoperca gobio
Lineage: Eukaryota; Metazoa; Chordata; Actinopteri; Perciformes; Bovichtidae
Gene: tmprss3a
Product: transmembrane serine protease 3a
Exons: 14
Coding region: 1-1632 (543 amino acids)
Biological process (GO): proteolysis
Cellular component (GO): membrane
Molecular function (GO): protein binding; serine-type endopeptidase activity
Source: RefSeq, a predicted model, not a curated record
AUGGUUUUAGACAAAGCACAGUUGAGUGUGGACAAUGGCAUGAUGAUGAAAAAAUUCGUGGAGAUCAAUCCUGCUGCCAACACUGCUGCUGACACAUCGGAUCCCCCAACAGAACUUAAGGCAGAGCAACCGGACCCCUCCAGGAUAGAGGUGGUUUCGGUGACGGAGGAAGAUCUCCCCACUGUUGAGACCCCCAACACACUGAACGUCAGUCCCCUGGGUAGCUUUGCUGCUGACCCCCAAUUGGAGGACAAUUCUGCCAAACCCGAAGAUCCGCGACCUCCGGCUGCACCCAGCCCGACCAUGCCAAUCACCAAGGUGCAGCCAUUUAUCCAUGAGGAUGACUUGGGGAAAAGCUGGAAGAACAGACUGCUGGCACAUCGCUUUGAGCUGCUAAUCGCUUCGUGCCUCAUCGUGGUGGUCACUCUCGCUCUCGGCAUCGGCCUCGGAGUGGGUCUGAGCUGUGUAAGGAAGUUUCGUUGUGGCUCAUCGUCUAAAUGUAUCAGCCCGUCGGCUCAGUGUGACGGAGAGGUUCACUGUGACGAUGGAGAAGACGAGCUCGGCUGUGUGCGUCUGAGUGGGAGGAGCUCGGUCCUGCAGGUGCAGAGGGGGGGAGUAUGGAGGACAGUGUGCUCGGAGGGCUGGAACAACUGGCUGGGGGUCUCUGCCUGCAAGCAGCUGGGAUACUCCAGGUAUGUGGAGUCAUUCUUCGUGUCUCUAACCUCCAUUGAGCAGGACCUUCAGGAAAACCUGGUGUCCAUCAACCUGAGCCAGUCACAGAUCGUUAAGCUCCACAACGCCACAGCCUUCAGUAAGACUCAGUGCAGCUCAGGGAAGGUGACCACUCUGAAAUGUCUGGAGUGCGGCUCCAGGCCCCAGUACAACACUCGUAUCGUUGGAGGUAACAUCUCCAGGCCGGGUCAGUUCCCCUGGCAGGUCAGCCUCCACUUCAUCAGUGAACACCUGUGUGGAGGCUCCAUCAUUACAUCACGCUGGGUCCUCACUGCAGCACACUGUGUGUAUGGGUUUGCAGACCCCUCCAUGUGGGCGGUCCAUGUGGGGCAGACGGAGCAGCCGGUCCACGGGGCUCAGUCUCUGGCUGUGGAGCAGAUCAUAUAUCACGCUCGCUACAGACCCAAAGGACUGGACUAUGACAUUGCACUGAUGAAACUGGCCACGUCACUUGCUUUCAAUGGCUUUGUGGAGCCCAUCUGCCUGCCCAACUAUGGGGAGGAGUUUGAGGAGGGAACCAUGUGCUGGAUCUCUGGAUGGGGAGCAACUGAGGAUGAAGGAGAGACCAGUGUGGUUCUGCGCUCGGCCAUGGUGCCGCUGCUUUCCACUAAGACCUGCAACCAGCCAGAGGUUUACCAGGGCUUCAUCUCCUCCUGGAUGGUCUGUGCAGGAUUCCUGAAGGGAGGAACCGACUCCUGCCAGGGCGACAGUGGAGGACCUCUGGCCUGUGAGGACUCAUCUGUAUGGAAGUUGGUUGGUGCGACCAGCUGGGGGAUCGGCUGUGCUAUGAAGAACAAGCCGGGUGUUUACACACGCAUCACACAGUCGCUCAGCUGGAUCCGACAACAGAUGGAGAGAGAAGAGGCUCACAACUCUCCAACCCUGAGCACAGACAACUGAAGCACCUCGUUACUUCUCACAGGAUUAUGUUUGGAUGUUUCCACAUUUGACAAAACAGAGAAAACUACAGAGCUAAACUAUCACACCAGAAUGGCAGAGCCUUUGAGACACACAAAUCCUAUUUGGGGGCCAAGCUGAGGGAGCAGAGAGACGGUGCACAGCAGAGAGUUAGGCAUCGUUUAUUCCAAAAUAGAAAGCUCUAAGGCAAAACAGACAAGAGAAAAGUGAACAACGCUUCAUAAAAAGCAAGACAGACGCAAGUGAGGAACCAAGAGCUCAGCGAGGGCCCACUCAGAGUCACUCCACCCUCAGGCUGCAUGAAAUAACCAUUUCAAGUCUCAAUUUCACAAGAGGAAUAUGAACCAGAUUACUGCAGCUAAUGACAGACAAUUGUUGUACAGUACAAUAUUACAGAUUUUCAAACAAGAGGCACCCCAUUUGUGAAGUAAUAUCAACAUAUUGAUACAGAGGUCAAAUCUUUCACUACAUGUGGUUGUAAUGGCAGAGGGAGCAACAGAGCCUGCAGCGCUCAGUCCCAGUCCUUCAGGCAGGCAGUGAACAAGGAGCCCAACGUUCCACCUGCUCUUUGUUUUCAACGCAGCAUGUACGUGUACAUAAAUAAAAGUU